Messenger RNA from Malaya genurostris, 642 nucleotides. It is a transcript of the gene LSm7, whose product is annotated as U6 snRNA-associated Sm-like protein LSm7. The record is from RefSeq and is a predicted model, not a curated record. Gene Ontology annotation, molecular function: RNA binding. The transcript is spliced from 2 exons. The coding region runs from base 108 to 470 and encodes 120 amino acids. Lineage: Eukaryota; Metazoa; Arthropoda; Insecta; Diptera; Culicidae. Gene Ontology annotation, cellular component: U6 snRNP; Lsm1-7-Pat1 complex; U12-type spliceosomal complex. Gene Ontology annotation, biological process: nuclear-transcribed mRNA catabolic process; mRNA splicing, via spliceosome.
UGACAUAAGUGUCUAACCUCAAAUUAAAUAUAUAAACAAAAACAGUUUUGCUUGCACGCAGAAAACGUUUACUUAUAAAAUUUUUUGAUUCUUCGUUUGAUUCAGUUAUGGCGGACAAAAAGACUGGCACAGUUGGUCCUGGAGGAGGUAGCGGCGGAGGCGGCGGCGACAAUAAAGAAAAACGACGAAAGGAAUCUAUUCUGGAUCUUAGUAAAUAUCUGGAGAAAACGAUACGUGUUAAAUUCGCCGGUGGCCGGGAAGCAGCUGGAGUUCUAAAAGGGUACGAUCCUCUGUUGAAUCUGGUACUGGACAACACCGUAGAGUUCUUGCGAGAUCCAGACGACUACAAGCUUGCCGAAGAAACGAGGCACCUUGGUUUAGUCGUGUGUCGGGGGACUUCGGUAGUGCUAAUAUGUCCCCAGGAGGGCAUGGAAUCGAUACAGAAUCCAUUUAUCACUCAGGAGGGCUAGUUGGUUGGGUUGAAAUAAUCAUUUCACAUUACAAAAGCAUUGAACGUGUUGUCAUCACAAAAUGAUAAACAUGUAAACUUUAAAUUAAACCAUAGGUAAUCGUUGAAUUUGUUAUUAUGAAGCAAAUUACAACAUUCAUGAUUUAUUCCUAAAUAUAUGUAUAAAGCAUUAA